AUGAGGCUUUGGCCCCUCUAUCAGAGGGAAAUCAGUUUCUAUCCGAAGGAAUUCCUUCAAAACAGACGGAAUAUGUUGCAAGUUAAUAAUCUGAUCUGGCACGUGAGGUGUCUGGAGUGUUCCGUUUGCAGGACGUCACUACGUCAACACGGCAGCUGCUACAUUAAAAAUAAGGAAAUCUUCUGUAAAAUGGAUUAUUUCAGUAGGUUUGGUACAAAGUGUGCCCGCUGUGGCCGGCAGAUCUACGCCAGCGACUGGGUACGGAGAGCCAGAGGCAAUGCCUACCAUCUGGCCUGCUUCGCCUGCUUCUCCUGCAAACGGCAGCUGUCCACAGGCGAGGAGUUCGGGCUGGUGGAGGAGAAAGUACUUUGUCGGAUCCAUUACGACACAAUGGUGGAGAACCUGAAACGGGCCGCUGAGAGUGGAAGCGGACUCACUCUGGAGGGGGCGGUGCCGUCAGAACAGGACAGUCAACCAAAACCGGCUAAAAGGGCACGAACGUCCUUCACUGCAGAACAACUGCAGGUAAUGCAGGCGCAGUUUGCACAGGACAACAACCCUGACGCUCAGACCCUGCAGAAGCUGGCAGACAUGACAGGACUGAGCAGACGAGUCAUACAGGUUUGGUUUCAAAACUGCAGAGCGAGACAUAAAAAGCACACUCCACAGCACAGCGGUCCACCUCAAGCUCACCCACAUGCCCGCAUGCCCCCCUCGCUGCCCGACGAGCUGCAUUACUCCCCUUUCGGCAGUCCUGAGAGAGCACGCAUGGUGGCCCUGCACGGGUACAUCGAAAGCCAUCCAUUCUCAGUGCUCACUACACAGAGCCUCCCUCAUCAGGCCAUGACGUUGCCGCAGCUCCCUCUCAGCCGCUAACACCCGCGCCUCGCACUGACCCCUGACCCCUUCACCCUGACCUCCUGCUCCAAACCUCAGAGGUCGGAUCUGGCUGAAGGACAGGGUCACGCUCCCUCUCGCUCUUGACCUCUGAACUCGCAAAGAGAGAGACUGUUUCCUCUCUGGUUUCAUUGGACAGGAUUGAAGUCAUCUGCAUCUAGUCACUCUCGGUUAAGGAAAACCGCAUACGUGACCUGUGAAUUUAGGGCUUUGUCACCAAGACCAGGAUCUGGACUUUUGGACAAAAAAAAAAGACUCGAGCACACACUGUAAAAGACUAGCGCUCUUGGUGCGUCCUCUCUUCUGAUUGUCUCUUCUGACUCGUGUCCAGCGUUUGGAGACUCAAAAGGAAUGUAAAGUUACCAGCAUCAGUGUUAAACAUUUAGAUUGAAAAAGGCAAAAGCACAAGAAAUGUGGAUGGGGAAUAAAUGGCAUAGGACCAGGUGGUAAGACAAAUUUUUAUCUUUUUUUCCUUGCCGAAACACACCACGAUUGAACAUGGAAUCUGUACUAAGCCAGUGAAACUAAUUUUAGCUACAGUUCAGUUCCCUUUUUCUUGCGUUCUUGUUCUUACACCAGUAUGCAAAGCAUAUGUGUUUUCUUGGGCCUAAAAAGCCAGCAGGCUUGAUUUGUCCACAUAUUUCAAUUUAAAAAAUAAUUGUACUUCAAUUCCUUAAAGGACUUAUAGUCCAUCAAACAUAACUGCAAAUUGUUUUUGCAAUUAUUUCACGACAUCUUGUUUUGAAAGCAGAUCGUUUUAGAAAAGUGAAAUUGUUUCCUUUUAAAUCCAGGUAAAAUGUUAAAUAAUAAUUUCAGUAGUUUAAAAAGAUGUCAAAACCUUUUAUAUCUUCCCUAAUAUUUAUUCUUUUCCAAAAUGAAUUUCAAUAACGCCCGCCAUUGCAGUUUACCUGCAAUCAUAGCCUACAAAUGACACUGAUCUUAGUGUCAAAUCAAAUCAAAAACAGUGCCCUGAACA
This is a messenger RNA of Sinocyclocheilus rhinocerous, 1873 nucleotides long. RefSeq names its product LIM/homeobox protein Lhx6-like. Gene Ontology annotation, molecular function: DNA-binding transcription factor activity, RNA polymerase II-specific; RNA polymerase II transcription regulatory region sequence-specific DNA binding. NCBI's taxonomy places the organism in Eukaryota, Metazoa, Chordata, Actinopteri, Cypriniformes, Cyprinidae. Gene Ontology annotation, biological process: neuron differentiation; regulation of transcription by RNA polymerase II; forebrain neuron development. The record is from RefSeq and is a predicted model, not a curated record. The transcript has 8 exons. Gene Ontology annotation, cellular component: nucleus. The coding region runs from base 1 to 876 and encodes 291 amino acids.